Molecule: messenger RNA, 861 nt
Organism: Limulus polyphemus (Atlantic horseshoe crab)
Lineage: Eukaryota; Metazoa; Arthropoda; Merostomata; Xiphosura; Limulidae
Product: adhesion G protein-coupled receptor L4-like
Exons: 8
Biological process (GO): adenylate cyclase-activating G protein-coupled receptor signaling pathway; cell surface receptor signaling pathway
Cellular component (GO): membrane
Molecular function (GO): G protein-coupled receptor activity
Source: RefSeq, a predicted model, not a curated record
AUGGGCAUUCUAGAUUAUCAACUGGUAGAUCGGCUGAUUUUGAGUAACGUUUGGGGAACAGAAGGAUGUGCAUUGGUGUUUAAAAAUAAAAGUACUGUAAUAUGUCGAUGUAAUCAUACAACCAGCUAUGCUGUACUGAUGCAGGUUGUUUCUUACAAACCUGUUGUGGAACAUUAUACUGCAUUGAAAUAUGUUAGCUACUUGGGAUUAGCUUUGUCGAUUACAUCAUUACUUCUCAUGUUAAUUAUUCUUCUGUAUCUUCGUACUCUCCAGACAGUGCGAGUAAAAAUCCAUAAGUGUUUAGCUGUUUGUCUGCUAGCUGCUCAGGUAACGUUUGUUGCUGGAAUAACAAGCACUGGAGAAAAGGUUAUAUGUAAAGUGAUAGCAUUCGUCAUGCACUAUCUCUUCUUAUCUGUGUUCACCUGGAUGUUAUGUGAGGGACUGAAUCUAUUUAUUUUGAUAUCGUACCCUACCUCCCAUGUGGAGUUUCCACCAUUCACUAUUAUUGGAUUUGUUUUACCACUAAUUGUAGUCGCCAUAACGGGUGGAAUAAAAUACGACAACUAUGUAAGCAGCACAAGCUGCUGGCUAAAUGUGGAAGAUGGGGUUAUAUUUGCUUUUGUAGGACCAGCAAUACUUAUUAUUUUGGUAAACAUCGUCAUUUUAGGGAUAGUUUUGCAUGUUUUCUUGCGAGUGAAGAAAAAUAUUGAAAAGUGUCUCAAAGAGAAGAUAAGAUCAGGUUUGAGAGCCGGGUGUGUUCUUUUACCUCUGUUGGGAAUCACUUGGAUGUUUGGUAUUUUAACUAUGGAUCAUUCCACACUAUUCUUCACAUACUUGUUUUGUUUGAUAAACUCACUUCAG